UAAUCUUUCUCAACUUUGCUAUGCAUUCUUGUUAAAAGUUUCGUAUGAGGAUGCAUACAAGGUCGUGCGUCAUCAAACAAAGGAUUUCUAGGUGAAUACCGAGUCCCGCUCGCGUAUAAAACGAUUCUCAUUUCUUCUAUUAAAAAUGCUACGUUACGACAAUGUUUCUUCGUCUGCGACGUUACUCCUCUUGCUCGCUGGGAUCGUCCUUUUUACUGCCGUUGAAGUACAAUCUCGAGAACUUGAUUGUCGGCGAUUCGUAUUUGCUCCGAUAUGCAGAGGUGCCACUAUCAAAAGAUCUUUUGUUCCGAACAUGGGCGUUAACGAAGAUGAUGUACGCGACAUGUUGGUGAAUUACCCUAAAAAACAAACGAUGGAAACAGAAAAUCAACCCUUCGUGAUACCUAUGCUGCUUGACCAGCGUUUUGUUGACGUUCGUUCAUCAGUUAAUCGCCAUCAAGCACAAACUGAUGCUGAAGACUGACAACCAGGAGGGCUGGUUCAUUAAAGGCUCACAAACCUUUAUAGUGUGUGGACAUUUGAUUUGUUACUCACCCACAAGAAAUGUGUAUCGAUGUUUCUCCUAAGGCUUUUGUUACAAUUGCUACACGAUUUUAGACAAUGUUGUCUCUUUUUCAUUUAAUUUAACAC
This is a messenger RNA of Daphnia carinata, 651 nucleotides long. Its product is annotated as abdominal ganglion neuropeptide L11-like. Bases 146 to 484 code for a protein of 112 amino acids. The transcript has 5 exons. The record is from RefSeq and is a predicted model, not a curated record. NCBI's taxonomy places the organism in Eukaryota, Metazoa, Arthropoda, Branchiopoda, Diplostraca, Daphniidae.